AUUCGCCAUUCAACUGAAGAGGCAAUUUGAAUUGGAAAAUAGGGCAAGCAAAGAAGCAGCGUAGGUGUUUCCUUCCACGGGCGCUUCUUCUCGCUUCGCUUUUUUGCACACCAACUUAGCAAAACGCUAAACGCAAAAGCACCACUCUCACAUGACGACCUUCUUCUUCUCCUUCUUCUUCUUCUCAAACAAUGAGCAACGCCAACUGUAACAAGCCUUCUUCUCCCCAACCUACGAUUAAACAACGUAGGCUCACUCGACAGGGGAGACUCCGAUACCUCACUGACAAAGACGCUGCUCUGCAUUCCACCACUUCUCUACCCGCUUCUCCUCUUCCCUCGUUUAAGUCCGGUUCCGCUUCUGACCAUUGGUCUUCCUCUGCGGUUCCGCAACCGCUUCCGCGUCCCGACUCCCCGUUGACUCGUCGAUACGAUCAUCAUCAACUCGGAUCGCCCCCUUUCGAACAUCCUGGCUUCGCCUUUCGCAGAAGGUCGGUGGAUCAUGAUGCUGUGAGAAGUAUAAGGUCUACCAGCAAUUUGGGUAGACCUUCUUUUGAUCCGGCGGCUUCAAAUGCCAAACACGAUUUAAGAGUGAACAUUCCACCUGCAAGAGUGUUGGCAGGCAAUACCAGUUCAUGUAAAGAUCACAUAGAACACUCUCAAGAUAAUGACUCUGAAAAUGUUUCCGACUUGAGAUUGCAUUUUUCGGCCAAGAGUGCCCCCAACAGUAUAUUCUCCAGCCCUGUUACUAGUCCCCGUAGAUCCAGCAAUGUAGAUUUCUAUGAUCCUUCCAUCAUUUUUCAUCAAGAUUUUAAUGACAUUUUGAGAGUGUCACCGGCUAAAACUGCUCAGAGUCCAGACCGGACUCCUCUGCGCAGCCCAGGGAGCCUCCUCAAUCCAGAGGGAUGUCAGAGUCAGCUUCAUAAACAUAGCUCAAGAGUGUUGCCUGACAAUAAUCAUGUUGAUGCACAUCCACUGCCUCUUCCUCCUAGAGCGUCACCACCGCCAGCACAGUCAUCUCCCCAGCAUCAACCAAGUAUCGUGCACCUCACCGUAGAUAAUUCGCCUUCAAUGAAAGGUCAAUGGCAGAAAGGAAAACUUAUAGGGCGGGGAUCAUAUGGAUCUGUUUAUCACGCAACCAACUUAGAGACUGGAGCCUCGUGUGCAAUGAAGGAGGUGGAAAUGUUCCCCGAUGAUCCUAAAUCUGCUGACUGCAUAAAGCAACUUGAACAGGAAAUUAGAAUUCUCCGUCAAUUACACCAUCCCAACAUUGUGCAGUACUAUGGAAGUGAAGUAGAUGGCGAUCGACUGUACAUAUAUAUGGAGUAUGUUCAUCCUGGAUCACUUGAUAAGUUUAUGCAUGACCAUUGUGGAGCUAUGACAGAAUCUGUAGUUCGCAACUUCACGAGGCAUAUUCUCUCUGGAUUGGCAUACUUGCAUAGUACCAAGACCAUUCACAGGGAUAUCAAAGGUGCAAACUUGUUGGUUGAUGCAACGGGCAUGGUUAAACUUGCGGAUUUUGGGGUUUCAAAAAUUCUGACAGAGAAAUCGUAUGAACUUUCAUUGAAGGGUAGUCCCUACUGGAUGGCUCCUGAGCUCAUGAAGGCUGCCAUAAAGAAAGAAUCCAGUCCUGACGUUGCCAUGGCCAUUGAUAUAUGGAGCUUAGGGUGCACUAUCAUCGAAAUGCUGACAGGAAAACCUCCUUGGAGGGAAUAUGAAGGGCCGCAAGCCAUGUUCAAGGUACUGCACAAAUCCCCAAAAAUACCUGAAAAUUUGUCAUCAGAUGGACAGGAUUUCCUUCAGCAGUGCUUCAGAAGGAAUCCGGCAGAUCGACCAUCGGCAGCACUGCUUCUUACUCAUGCUUUUGUACAAAAUUUGCACGAUCAAGAUGCUCUACUUCAUUCACAAGGGCAAAACUGUCCCAGAGGAGACCCUGGAUCUGGAGAUGAUUCAAGUAGACAUAGCCCCGCUCACAGUUCAAGAAGUAAUAACCGUGUAGUGCCAGCCUCCAUUGGCGCACGGUUUUUGCAUAAAAUUCAAAAUUUAAUAGGUGACACUUCGAAAAAAUAUGACAGCGAGGAAUCUAAUCAUUCUUCUCGUAACUCUCCCUGCUCCAUGACAGAAAUAAACAGUCCUCAAUCUAGUGCCCUCAAUUACAUGGCCAAUUCCAGCAACAUACCCCUCACCACCGUUAUGAGAAUCAUCAGGCACAUUUGAAGCCUGUCACAGCUAAGAUUUGGUCGAAAGUUACAAUGACAACUAUCAUAUAGCAGGGAAUUAGAAGAACUAGGAGUUCUCAGUGAUAUUGAAAAACAUAUCAAGCUGGUUUGGUAAAAGCAAUGGGAAGUUCACAUUACUUUGAAGUUGCUAUUAUGUACAUAAUGACUAGAAUAGGUUAGUUGAACCAAUUCCCACGCGUGAAAUUCGUAUGUAAAUUUAAUUUAUUAAAUAAUAUUUGAGGAAUAACUCUUUUUUUUGUUGUUUUACAUUUAAGAGUGCAAUUCGCUUUGAAUA
This is a messenger RNA of Vigna unguiculata (cowpea), 2513 nucleotides long. RefSeq names its product mitogen-activated protein kinase kinase kinase 5-like. Lineage: Eukaryota; Viridiplantae; Streptophyta; Magnoliopsida; Fabales; Fabaceae. Gene Ontology annotation, biological process: protein phosphorylation; MAPK cascade. The record is from RefSeq and is a predicted model, not a curated record. Gene Ontology annotation, molecular function: ATP binding; MAP kinase kinase kinase activity. Gene Ontology annotation, cellular component: cytoplasm.